Papaver somniferum (opium poppy) is the source of this 972-nucleotide messenger RNA. RefSeq lists its product as uncharacterized. The record is from RefSeq and is a predicted model, not a curated record. Bases 1 to 972 code for a protein of 323 amino acids. The transcript has a single exon. Lineage: Eukaryota; Viridiplantae; Streptophyta; Magnoliopsida; Ranunculales; Papaveraceae.
AUGGAGAAAAAUCUUCAUUCUCGUGUCAUUCUUCUCAUGUUCUUUGUAUCUUGUUCUCUUUUCAUUAUGUCCCAAGCUAUAACUACCCCAGCUGGAACAAUCGAAAGGAUAACAAAACAGCAAUUACUUGCAAGUAUUCUACCAAAUGUUGGACCAACACCAACUGGUUCAUCUCAACUAUUCUUAACAUCUCCUUCAGGAAAAUACUCCGUGUUCCUCUUACGUCGUGAGACUACUCUAGGUGCGGGUGGAUUUGGUUCAGACUUUUGUUACAUGCAAGUUCAAGAUUCCGGUGUAAGCGUAUGGGAAUCUGAAUGUACCCCGGUAAGUACUGCUAACACAUGUAGUUUAGUGUUUGGUGAAGGAGGUCUUGAAAUAUUUGAUGGAAGUAGUUCUGCAUGGGAUGGAGAUGUUGAUGGUGAUGAGCCUUUGGAAACCCUGGAGAUGUUGGAUACUGGUGACAUGAGAAUUAGAGAUAAAGAAGGUGAGCUACAAUGGAGAGCUAGUGACAACCCUAUUGUUAACCAAAACUGUGGGUCAAUCGGUUCACCUGGAUUAUCUCCAGUUUUACCACCUUUUGCUUCUCCUGUUCAUGGUGGUGAUGAGGAUCAUAAUGGUCCAUUCGGACAACCAGGUACUGCUAUUCCUGUUCCUGUUGGUAACGGUGUUGGUAAUCAAGGGUUAGUGGAACCAAUUCCAGCUGACCAGGAACAGCCUCAAGAUCAAGUGAUAGCAACAGCACCAGCUCCUUUAGAUGAUUCAGAACAGGUACCAGAACAAGCUAUUGGAAACCCUCAGCAUGGAGUAAGCUCAAAGCCAUUGUCAGCAGCAGGGUUGAACCAACCAUUUGGUGGAGCUGCUGGUGCUAAUCAAGAACCCCUUGUAGACAACACUCCUUAUGAUAGUGGGUGUUCAAAGAAUAAGGUAUUUGGGCUUGGGUUUGGUUUAAUUGCUGUUUUGUGGUGUCUUUGA